GUGGAAAUUAUUGCGAAUUUGUUGUAUACGUUGUUAAGACGCAUUAAAUAACAGUUAGACAAAACAACAACAGAAAAUACAUAUUUCAUUUUGUUUACUUCCAAAAUAAAACAUUAAAAAAUAACAGAAAUAUAAAAAAAUGUGUUAAAAUAUUUCAAUAAAAAAAGUAAGAAAAACAAAUAAUUUAAAAGAAAAAUCAUGCCACAACGUUCACCAUUUGCCAUACAAGAACUUUUAGGACUCAACAGAACAAAAGCAGCAGCUGCGGCGGCUGUAGUGGCAAUGGCAAAUCUAAAGGAUAACACGAAUAAUAGUGAAGAUAACUGUAAGCAGGAAAAAGAAAUUUCAACGGCAUUAAAUGGUAAAUGUAAUCAAAGUCCAAAAGCUAACAAUGGUGAAUACAUAAAAAACGAAAUAACAACAAAAAACAAUCAGGAAAUAGAAAUAAAUGAUAGCAGGAAAUCGCCAACAACGGCCACAAUUAAAAUUUCCACCAAUUUAUAUAAAGCAACAACAUUGGCAACGGCAACAACAGCAGCAACAUCAUUAACAGCAACAGUAACAGAUAUUGCAACAACACCAAAUUCAAUAUCACCUUCAACAAAUUCAAUUUCAUCGGUAAAUUCCUCUUUAUCUUCUUAUAAUGAGGAAACCGAUAAGAGACGUCAACAACAGCAGCAGCAACAACAACAGCAACAAUUGUCUAUGGCUGCUGCCUCUAGAAUGGCUUAUUUUAAUGCUCAUGCUGCUGUAGCAGCAGCAUUUUUACCACAUCAUUUAACCUCACACUCAACGACACAUAAUCCACAAAUGCAACAUCAACAACAACAACAACAACACACGACUGCUGCUGCUGCUGCUCAACAUACUCAUUCAAUACAUUCUCUACCCGCAACACAUCAUCCUCACCAUCAUUCUCAUCAUUAUCCAGCAACACACUUACAACAACAUCAUCAUCAACAACAACAUCACCAUCAACAACAACAACAGCAUUUGCAAGUAACACAAUCACAAGUUGCCGCUGCCCAUCACCACAUGUUGCAUGGUCAGGAUAAUCUGCCUUGGUUAAAGGUAUGGUACUUGAACUUAAAACCGAAAUGCAAAUACACUUCAAAACUGAUUCAACCAGAAAUUUAG
Molecule: messenger RNA, 1137 nt
Organism: Lucilia cuprina (Australian sheep blowfly)
Lineage: Eukaryota; Metazoa; Arthropoda; Insecta; Diptera; Calliphoridae
Product: lateral signaling target protein 2 homolog
Exons: 3
Coding region: 199-1137 (312 amino acids)
Source: RefSeq, a predicted model, not a curated record